AUGGCUUGUCACGAUUCAGAUGAAGAAGUGAUCUAUAAGAAAGAGGACCAUAACGACGUAGAAAAUGAAGAUGUUUGGGAUGAUAGUGCGCUGAUUAAAAUGUAUGAUGAAAUGGUCAACAAGACCUACGAUUCUCUCGAUUAUCAAGGUACUUCAACAAAAAAAAUUAAAAAAGCUCAAGGAAGAAAGUGGAAUGUAAAUGAUCAUUGUUUGGCACCGUACUACCAUGACCAGUUAUGGUAUCCGGCUAUUAUUAAAAGAUUCGGUGGAAAGCACUCUGAUAAGUGUGAAGUAUUGUAUGAUGUUUACGAUGAAUUAGCUUGGGUUAAUAUCGAGGAUCUCAUACAGUAA
Molecule: messenger RNA, 351 nt
Organism: Thelazia callipaeda (thelaziosis nematode)
Lineage: Eukaryota; Metazoa; Nematoda; Chromadorea; Rhabditida; Thelaziidae
Source: the annotation of a GenBank genome assembly